Molecule: messenger RNA, 1599 nt
Organism: Hyphopichia burtonii NRRL Y-1933
Lineage: Eukaryota; Fungi; Ascomycota; Pichiomycetes; Serinales; Debaryomycetaceae
Exons: 1
Coding region: 175-1584 (469 amino acids)
Biological process (GO): lipid catabolic process
Molecular function (GO): triacylglycerol lipase activity
Source: RefSeq, a predicted model, not a curated record
UUCCAGUGGUAGAUCUAUUGCAUUCUCCAAGUAAGGAAGUUGGAGAAUGGAGAAUUGAAAGGCAUCUCGUACUGGGAGGUAAAUCUCUUGAGCCGAGUUCAUUGCUGUAUAAAUAGUCUCCCUUUCACGGUAUCAUGGCUUUGGAGAGAUUGAGAUGCCAUUCAACGCCAUAACAUGAAAAUACAACUCCAGUCACUUUUCUUUCUUUUCGCUUUAUUACAAGUCACCUUAUCUACUCCAGUGGGAGUGAAGCUACCCACUGAAGAUGAUUUUUAUACUUAUUCUGGUGAUCUUGAUAAAAUCAAACCGGGGACGAUUUUGAAAACGAGAAAUACUCCUAGCAGAAUUAGAAGUAUAUACUUCCCGGUAAAUGUCAAGAAUUCGUGGCAAUUGCUAGUUCGUUCAACUGAUUCCCACGACAAUCCUAAUGUAUUUGUCACCACGGUUAUUGAACCUUAUAAUGGGAAUUCUUCGAAAUUACUAGCCUACCAAACUGCCGAAGACUCCAGUAGUCCCGAUUGUGCACCAUCUUAUGCUUUCUUGUAUGGUGCCAAAAUGUCUACUGUUACAACCCAAGCUGAAAUGUUAUUGAUUCAAAUUGCUUUGGAUCGUGGUUGGUAUGUUGUUUCUCCCGAUUAUGAAGGUAGCAAGGCUACGUUCACCGCUGGGCGCCAAAGUGGACAUGCUACUUUGGACUCCAUCAGAGCAGCUCUAAAGUCAGGGAACUUGACAAACAUUGAUCCAGACGCUCAGGUUGGUAUGUUUGGCUACUCUGGGGGGAGCCUAGCAAGUGGACAGGCCCUUGAGUUACAACCAACCUACGCUAAGGACUUGAAGAAGCAUCUCAUAGGUGCUGCGCUUGGGGGAUUCGUAACAAAUGUCACAGCCACUGCCGUAGGUGUUGAAGGGACCUUAUUUGCUGGUUUGACUGCUUCGGCACUCGGAGGUUUGGCAAGUGAAAAUGACGACUUGAGAGAUUUAAUUGAUGAACAAAUCAUGCCCGGUAAAAACGAGACAUUCAGCGAGGUCUUCAAAAAAUGUAUGCUUGAUUCCAUUACCUCGUAUGCCUUCCAGAACUUUUUCACGGGGCCCUAUAGGUAUUUCAAGGAUGGUUGGAAAGUCUUUGAAAAAAAAAUGGUGAAGGAAGUAGUUAAUAAUAGUACUCUUGCCCUCCAUAGUAACUCGACUCUUCCAGAAGUCCCUAUUAUGAUAUUUCAUGGCUAUAAUGAUACCAUUGUGCCUUAUGCUGAAAACUCACCCAGAGUUGCAAAGGCUUGGUGUGAUAGGGGAAUCAAAUCCUUAGAAUUAAAUCUGGAUAUGGGUGGACAUAUAACAGAAAUAUUCAAGGGUAUUCCAUCCGGCUUCGCUUGGUUGGAAAGGGUUUUCAGUGGUGAAAAGCCUCAUGAUGGUUGUAAAUUUAGUUCUCGAGAAUCUAACCUUGACUACCCAGGAGUUAACUCUACCAUUCAUGACCUCCUAAUUUCUUCUGCAGAACUGAUCUUUGGUUUUGAAAUUGGACCAGACGGUGAGCAUAUAGAGAGAAAGCUAUUAAAGAAAAGACAAGCUUUCCUUGAUUUAGACUAAUGAUAUAUAUACCGC